Messenger RNA from Prunus mume (Japanese apricot), 513 nucleotides. NCBI's taxonomy places the organism in Eukaryota, Viridiplantae, Streptophyta, Magnoliopsida, Rosales, Rosaceae. The record is from RefSeq and is a predicted model, not a curated record.
AUGGGAGUGAUAAAACAUGGCCUGGGGAGCUGGUCCACAAUUGCCAAGGAGUUUGUGUCAACUAAGACCCCACAUCAAGUUGCCAUAUAUGCUGAGUCUUGCUUUUUGCGUCUCCAGAAACCAUUUCUAUAUAACUUGGGCAUCGAGAGGACAAAGCAAUUACCAACAAUCAUUCCUCCUCGUGAAAUGGAUUUGAACUUACCACCACCUGAUGAUUAUUCAUCAAGCUCAAAGCCCCCUGUUCCAGCAGCAUCUGGUUCAAACUCUAUGGCUCCUCAAAAGCUGGACAAGUACACCUCCCUUUUUUUCCCUCCGGAGGCUUCUUCAGAUGAAAGGAGUGCUAAAACUACUCCACCUGUUAAGCCCGAGAAGCCGGUGAGCCUCCGUGCUUUGGCUGAGGAACCUGAGCCUAUAAAAAUCAGUCUUGCGCUGCCUGAGUUUGAGAGAGACAAUGAAAUGGAAGAGGAAGGGCUCAACCUAGAGCUCACCUUAGGUCGUGGGGGUACCAGCUAG